AAACCGUAACAUAUAUAUAAUAACUAAACGCGCAACAUAUAAGAGUCCUCAGUUGGAUUUCCUCACUCGUUUUGGCUUUCCUAUUUCUGAGAGAAGUGAAUAAGAGAAGUUGAAUCCAAGAAAAGCGAACCAUCGAACUAGAGAAGUGAGAUGAGAGAGGUGUUGGUUCUUGAUAAUGGUGUCUUCUUCUGUUUCUUCAUGGUUAUGGGGUUUCUAUGUAUCGGUUCUCAUGGCCAAAGGAUUCCAUUAUUCCCCGCAAGAAGAAAUGUCUCUGCUUUGUACGUACUUGGGGAUUCUUCGGUCGAUUGUGGAACCAACACUCUUUUCUAUUCUCGCCUUCAUCGAAAUCUCUCCCUAAUUCCUUGCAAUGGCGCUGAUGGCAAUCUUCUUCCUCAUCUUCUUGCUGAGAAGAUGGGCUUGCCAUAUGCAUUGUCAUUCUACACUCAAAAUGGUUCAAUUGGAGACCUAAUGACAGGACUCAAUUUUGGCUCUGCACAAGCCACAAUAAUGAACCCCAGCAGCCAAGGCUACCAAUCUCUUAACCAACAGCUUCGCCAAGUUUUCGAGAUGAUGGAGCUCUUGCAGCUUCAGCUCAGCCCGAACAUGGCGCUUCGGUUUGUUAGAUCCUCCGUUUAUUACCUUUCAUUUGGGAAAGAUGACUACAUUAACUUCUACCUGAGUAGUAAUAGUAACAGUGGUUCCUCUGUUGGAGCACCAAAGUACAGUAACCAUGAAUUUGCUCACAUUUUGGUAUCUGAAAUGAUCAAUGUUGUGAGGAGUCUUCAUGAUAUGAAAAUCAGGAAGAUCAUAUGCCAGGGGAUAUUGCCUUUGGGUUGCACUCCUAGAAUGGCGUUUGAAUCAUUUGACUUUGAAGCUAGUCAACACAGGAGAAGAGGAUGUUGGGAAAAGGUUAAUAGAAUGGUUCUUGAGUUCAAUAUAAUGUUGGAGGAGAAAAUUAUAGAGCUUAAUGAAGAAAUGCCUGAUGCCCAUAUACUCUUCUUUGAUGUUUAUCAAGGGAUCAAAGAGAUCAUAGCUAAACCAGAGCGCUAUGGAUUUGAUGAUGUGAAGAGUGCUUGUUGUGGACUGGGGUUGUACGGUGCAUCAAUUGGGUGUCUAUCUUUGGAGAUGGCUUGCAACAACACUAGAAGCCAUGUGUGGUGGGACCUAUACAACCCCACCAAAGCAGUCAACUCCUUGUUGGCUGAUUCUGCUUGGUCUGGCCACCCCUUUUCUGGCCUCUCCCGCCCAAUGAAUAUCCAAGAUUUGCUCCUCUGACAAACUAGUAUACUUACAUCUUACUUAAAUACAUACAUAUACAUACAACAACUUCAUUUUUGGAAUUUCUGACCAUAAACAUUAGUUAAAUGAUUCAUAGACCUCAAAAGUAGUUUCAUAGAGGAAUCAAAUAUGAAAUUGUUUGGAUCUA
Cannabis sativa is the source of this 1426-nucleotide messenger RNA. RefSeq names its product GDSL esterase/lipase At1g71250-like. The record is from RefSeq and is a predicted model, not a curated record. Gene Ontology annotation, molecular function: hydrolase activity, acting on ester bonds. Bases 151 to 1275 code for a protein of 374 amino acids. The transcript is spliced from 3 exons. NCBI's taxonomy places the organism in Eukaryota, Viridiplantae, Streptophyta, Magnoliopsida, Rosales, Cannabaceae.